AUGCUUUGCCUUCGGUUGGGUCUGUGCGUGCGCGCGAGAGAGGGAUGCGUCGCUGCCCUUGGCUCGGCGCGGCUCCCAGCGGUGCGAAUCGAAGGCCCCACUAGUGUUGCUGCGCCGCGCGCCUCCCCUCCGCCGCCGCCGCCUCCGCCGCCGCCGGCCGCUGCCCUCGCAGCCCUCGCUCGACGCCCCUCGCCGCCCGAGCCGCACUUGCCCUGUGGCGUCGGCUGCCGCUCUCGUGCAGGAGACGCGCGAGCUCUCCGCUUCAGACUCGUCUUCUCGCCGCAGGAGGAGCAGCGGCGCGCAGUCCAGUCCCCGCCUCCGCCGGACUCGCGAGGGCCUUCCGCACCUGCCUUGACCUCCUCCCCGCCCUUCCCCCCCCUCCCCGCCACCGCCACCGUGACCUUACUAACGAGGACCCGCGGGGAGCCGCCGGCCGGAGGGCUUGGGAAGGCCGCAUCCGAGCAGAAGCAGCAGCAGGAGCAGCAACAGCGGCAGCAGCAGGUGUGGAGCGACGACGAGGAAGGCUGGUCCAGACGAGAGGGAGAGAUCUUCACCAUCAUGGGGCGAGUCACCACACCCAGCGGCAGAGACCUGGAAGACUCUGCGGACUUGGCAGCACAGUUCCAGUCGUCUGUGAGCAUUGGCGACCACGCCUUCUCACAAAUGGAGGAGGACAUUGACAAGCAGAGGCUUCUUGGGGGUCAGCCGGCCUAUGCCACGGCCGACCCCGAGACUGCCUCCAUGACCUCUGACCUCCAGCACAAGCAGAGGUAUGAGAGGCUCCUCCGCCGUGCCAAGACUGAGGAUCUGAGCGAGGUCUCUGGAAUUGGGUGCCUCUACCAGUGUGGGGUUGACAAGUUUGGCCGUCCCGUCAUCAUCUUCAUCGGCAAGUGGUUCAAAUUCAAUGAGAUCAAUCUGGAAAAGGCCAUCCUCUACCUGAUCUAUCUACUAGACCCCUUGGUGCGUGGCGACUAUGUGAUCGUCUACUUCCACACUAUCACCACAACCGAGAACCAUCCCUCGCUUGCUUGGAUCAGGGAGGUCUACGAGGUGCUUGAGUAUAAAUACAAGAAGAACCUCAAGGCCUUCUACAUUGUUCACCCAACGCUAUGGACCAAAAUUAUGACUUGGUGGUUCACUACUUUCAUGGCUCCACAGAUAAAGCAUAAGGUUCACUCUGUUCCUGGCGUUGAAUACCUGUAUGACAUCAUCGAUCAGGACCAGCUGGAGAUCCCCGCAUACAUCACAGAGCAUGAUAUGACAGUCAAUGGAAUCCGCUACUACAAGCCAGGCUCGGCAUCCUCUUGAAAAGCUUUGAACUCCUUUGGAAAUCCAGAGUUGGAAUGAGGAAAGAUGCUUCUUGUUUUUUAUUUUUCAUUCUUUCUUUUUUUCUGUUAAUGAGUCUGUAGUGUGUGACAUGCAAUAAUGAUGAUAAUUAUAAAAUGAAUGAAAAAUCAGGAAUAAAAAAAACAACAAAAUAUGCCGAGAAUGAAGAGAAGCGGAGCAAGGAUUUUUCAGCGCAGUAUUGAUGUAUGAUAGUUGGCAUUUUGAUCACAUUUUCUCAUUCUUCCAUUGUGGAGAAAUAUUUUACGUUGUUUUUACAAAGAGCUUUGUGCAGUGAUGUAACAUAUCUUAGCACUACACUUUAGAUUGUGGCCUUGUUUUAAGAGAAAAGUAAUUGAUAGUAAUAAUAAUAAUAAUCAUAACAAUAUAUCAUACUGUAUAUGUAAAAAUAAGUCAUGCCUGAUUACUCCUUGAUCAAGGUAGAUAUUACAUGCACUAUUCAUGUCCUUUCAAGAUAGUAGAGUAGAAAUCAAAAUAUAUGGAAGAUAUAGAAAGCAAACCGUAAAUGUAGAGAAAAGAAAUCCAUCUUUUUCUCUCUCUCUCGGGUUGGGGGAGCAUGUGUUUUGUAUAUACCAUUUACCUAUUUUUACUGGCAAUAUACCCAUUGCUCAAUAACUUACCAAGGAGUCUCCUUACCUCCACCCCUUACCCUUUACCCCUUCUCCCCCCUUUCUCUCUAAGCUUCCCUGACAUGAGCAGUAAUAUCUUUUUUCUGUGGUGUACAUAAAGACUAAACAAUCAAGGUGUUUGUCAGUGAAUUGAGGAUGCAAUCAACAUAUCUCUCUUGUAUAUGUACGUAUGUGCAUUUGAUGGAGCCAUGUUUGGUGUUCCAAUUUUUUUUUCUUUUCUUUUUCUUUUCCAAUUGUCACGGCAUUGAUUAAAACCUUGUUAGAGAUGGAGUGGUUUAUGUUUGUUUUCCUUCAUCUUUUUUUCUUUCUUUUCUUUCUUUUUUUAGUUUUACUGUUUGCUUAUGCUUCUGUCUGUUCUUGCUGCUUCUCAAGUUUUUACUUAUCUUUCUUUAAGUACAUCAUUUUUCAUGACUUAAGACAUAAGACAGUGGCUUAUGAAAGAAUCUUCUCAUUGUUGAACACUUAUGUGCUUUGCAAAUUAAAUGUUACAAGUCUUUCCAGAAUGUCUGUGUUGGCAUGUACUUGCAUAUGUGCAUUUUGAGUGAGGGAAUGAAGGAGGACAAGAGAGAGUGAAAGUGAAGAAGAAAAAGGGAGUGAGUGAGUGAGUGAAAGAGUCAUUGGUGAUUUGAAGGGAAAGAGAGAGAGAGAGGAGAAGGAGAGAAAGUGAGGGUGUGUCUUGAAUGAGUAAAUACAACCAUUUGGAUCUGGACAAAGAAUGAAAGAAUUUGUAUGUAACCUUGUACCAUUUAAAUUGUAGAGCAUAUCUAAUUAUCUUCUCUGUAAAGUUCAGCGACACAAUACACUGAAAGUCACUGUGAAAAACAUGAGAUUUUUGUAAAUUAAGGAGAUUAACAAUCAAAGAAAUAAGACAAUAAUAGAUUUUUUUCUUGUAUUUAUUUACAAAGAAAUUCACCCAAGUCAUGUUAUUUGCUUCCAUUAUAAUCAUAUUCUGUAAUUAGUACAAGAAAAGUUGCAUUUAUUUAUUUAUUUGUUUUUUCUUACUUAUACAUAUCAUUUGUUGAAGCCUUACUUACAGAUGUUCUGUUUACUCUCUUAUUUCUUUGUUUCCUUCAUUCCCAUUUUUAGCAUGAAUUAUUAAUAUAAGAAGAGAUCGAGUAAUAUGAUAUAUAGUAAAGUAUGAUCAAGUUUAAGGGGAGCACUGGAGUAGAACAUACAUAUCAUUGAAUUAAUAAUAAUAAUAAAGAGAAGGAAAACAUUAAUUGAAUUAAAGCAGAUAUUCCCAAUCAUGAUUUAACCAGUUCUCACAGUUGAUGCCCAAAAUCCUAAAAGCAUAUUAUGUGAUUUUUAAUCUUUUUAAAUGCUGUAAGUUCCAGAAGUAAUAUUUUGAGGCUGGGAAAUCAGAGCCAUAAAUCAAGCAUUACUUGAGCAACUUUUUUGACAUCUGUGUGCCUUUCUCUGCUGCUUUUGGUUGUUUAAUUAGUCAGAGAACCUGUAUGACAUCCAGCCUGUACAGAAUACCAUUUUGAUGAGGUCUUUAUGGUUAGUAAGUGGAGGUAUCAGGAGGCACCAUCUUCAUUGCUGACAGGUAUUAUAUUAAGAUUAUAUUUAUUACUAUCUGGAGCCAUGAGUUCCUUUUAGGUGUCUCAUUUACCGGACCUUCUCAUGUGGAAUCUUGGAUAAAUACAAGUUCUUGGAAAUGAGCUUCUCAGAUGUUGGAUGUGUAUUCCUAUGCGAUGACAUCAGUUGGUGAAGUAUAGCAUAAAUUGCUUUCCUCAGUCUCAUGGUCAUUGCUCACAUUAUGACCUUUCCAUAUUACUGACAGCUGGCUAGUGAUGUCUCUAAGAAUGUGUGUAAAACCAAGAAAGCUUUAUAUACCUUGUCUUCUUACCAAUCUUGGUGGUGACAGAUUCACUGGCUAUCCUCCUCUCCAUGUAAUUAUAUUCUUUGGUAACAAGAUGUUCUUUAUAAGAGCAUUGUCCUUCAUAUAAUCUACAGAGAGCUUUGUAUACAUUCAAGUCCUUGUCAUCAACAGAGUAACCAGAGUAGCACCACACACUGUCUCCAUGUGAGCUGUAAUUUGAUGUGACCUCUGUAGUAAUAGUGUGUAGGUAUUAAUAACAAAACAAAUAACAAAGGAAUGUUUUAACAUUUGCAAAGGUUCCUACUUGAAAGUUCUCUGCUAAAAAGUCUUUUGUGGGACAGUGUGUCCUGCUCCAGUUAUGAGGCAAAAAUAAUCAUGACAUUUAACAUGAUAAGAGCCCUUGUGGAAGUUGCAGGCUGUGAAACUAUGCCACAUUCAUGGAGAAACAUCUUUUAAGAGUAGAUUGUGAUUUUGGAAUGAAGGGUAUGUUGUGGUAUCUGAGAUACAGCUGUUGGUUUUUGGUAUGGGAAGGCAGAGUAGUGAGGAAGACAAGUAAGGCCAGUGCAGAACAGCUAUCAGUGGCAGACAUGUUCAAGCCAUGGAGGGUGGUUUUUCCUUCUUCAGGCAUUUUUCCUCUUGUCUCCCUAAUUUACUUUUUAUGCUGUUGUCUUUUUCUUAGGCUUUUGGGUUUUCAUAGCAUGCUGAAAUAAAGUAUUAAUGAAGUUUGAAGAAGACUCACUGAAUGACAGAAUGUAGUUCAACCCAGUCCCCUUGUUAAAUGCUGAUCUCCACCCAGGCCUUGGGACUUGUAUACUUGUGCAGCAAAAAGCCAGUUAGCUUCUAAAUAUCACUGAAAAUCUACCAUUACUGCUUAUUUUGUAAGUUUUGCAAGAAACCUUGAGCCUUAGAAAGAUGAAGGAUACCUAAACAAAGGAUUUUUGCUGAAUGUCAAUAUUUUCCAGUAAUGCACUAACCUCUCCAAUGCUCCCCUUAAGGAAGCAGUGGUCAGUGCCUAUAAAGUCACACAUGAAGAAAUGGUAAGGUGAUGACAUUAGAUCAGGAAAUUACACCCGACUUGACUGCAUAAGAGACAUUGUCAACUAUUUUACUGUUAACACUUGAAAUAAUAUAAUGUAUAUAAAUGUCUUUUUGUUCUCUAAAAGAGGAAGCCAUAGAAGAAAUAUAAGGGAAAAUUAUUAUCUGUUGACCAUGCUUAAAUAUUGUUAAUGAUAUUGUAUAUACUUAUCUAAGAUGUUAUACAUUGCACAUUAUGAAUUGAGCAGUAUGUUUAAGCAGUGUACUAUACUUUGUGGCAUGUCAGCUCAGUUUCAGGUCAAAAUAAAACUCCUGUCAGGAUGUGCUUCCAAAGUUGGGUUGGAGUUCAGAGAUAGCACAGUUUUCUUCUUUUUUCAGACCAGUUGUUGUUAAUGUUGAAGAGUGUUCUGAACUAUCUUGUUUCUCAUUGGCAAAGAAUGGAAACUAGUAGUAAUAAUAAUUGAUAAGAAAAGAGAAAUAAAUAGUAACAGACAAGUAAAAAGGAAAGUGUGAUGACUCUGAACUUUCUCCCUAAGAAGUAAAAAAAAAAAAAGAGAAAAAGAAAGAAGACUUAAGUGAGACUUCAGAUCACUUGAUAUCCUUGUCAUCACUUACUUCAGGAUACACGUGCAUUGCAAAUCAAAUACAAGCACCCAGGCUGAGGUUUGGUGUGCACUGUGGCAUUAACCAGUGAGUAGUGUGUUAUUGAAGUAGAUAUGCACAGGUCUCUUUGGAAAGCUUGUGAGAACUAUAGCUGGGAAACUAUUUUCACUUUGAACAGAUACAAGGCAUUAUUUGUUUUUAUUUAUUUUGUGAUUAUUAUCUUUUUGUUUGAAGAUUUUUUUUUAUUCAUAUUCAUAUAUGCAUUUAAAUAUUAAAUUGAUUUAGAUUUAUGGAAAUAUCCAUAAAUGUGUUUUCUUCAGAGGGAAAGAAAUUUGUAUCAGAUUGUAACUGCACAGUGAAGCAAAGACAAGGUGUUAUGGAUCAAACGUUUUGUGUACAGAGACUCAGUUCCUCAGCAGCAGCCCUAGUAAUAAUACUUAACCAUAUCUGUACAGCUGCUUUGGUAAAGAGAUGGGAGAAGCCUCUUAGUUAUUACACAAAAAAAAGAGAGAAAAAAAAUGUAUACCGGCUAUAAUCUUGUGUGCGUAAAGUGCUUGCUCCAACUGUUGAUUCCAUUUGACGAGAGCAAUGAAAUUAUUCUUAGGAACCCCAAGCAGGUAGUCCACUUUUAUUUUGUGAUAAUAGUGCCAUCAGAUUUCUUGCUUAGAGUAGUUGUAGUUUGUAUGAAAAUUUUGAUAAAUGCAUAAGUUUAUAUUGCUAUAGUUUGGUUUAUAUAUGUUGUAGUGGAGAUGUUUUGCUAGUUUUUUUGUUACAUUUGAUAACAUAGUUAUAGAUUUUAUACUUGUUGAAUAUUCAUACUUUCCUUGUAUAUUAUGUUAGAAAUUAAAAAUAUAUUGUUGAUACCCAAAAUAGGUCAUUAGAAAUGGGAUUACAAUUUCAAAAAAAAAAAAGAUAUAAAAUAAUGGUUUUGAUUCCAAGCAUAUGAAAUUGAUAUAAAAUGCUUUGUUUUACAUUAUAUUUUAUGACCAAGUUAUUGGUUCUGGAUGCUAUGCACAUGCUUUGAUAAGAAGGAAAUGGGCAAAUACCAUAUAGUUUUUUUACAACGAGAUUUUCUUUCUUUCUCUUUUUUCUCAUUUUCUUUUUUCUUUUCUUUUUCUUUUCCCCUUUUUUUGGUGUUUGUUAUAAUCAGUAACAAAAGUUUAAUGAUGUUGCAGUUUGGGAAGUAAGUGCUGUCUGUCCCGAUGUUUUUUCCAGAAUAAACAAACAAUAAGGGAAUCAUAUGGCUCCUUUUGCCUUGCGAGUUGACAGUUGCUUGGAACUUAUGCCAGCACCUUAAGGGAUGUAGCUUUGCGGUUUCCCAACCCCUGAAAAUGCACACACAUCCCUUAGUGUGAGGAAUGAGUUUUUUAGAGAUAUAAACAAAACGUAUUUUUGUAGUUGCCGCAGAUUGUUGGAACUUUUGUCUUAAUAGCCUUGAUGUUGUGUAUAAUCAGUAAACAGUAGUAGGCCAUAUAUCUUGGAAUGACUGGACAAAAUAGACAAAGAGAGAAAAAGAGAUAUACCCUAGGCAGCUAUAGGUACUUCCAAGUAGCAGUAGUGUCCAGCAGGCUUAACGAUGACGACAACAACAGUGCCACGGGGAAUCUGGGUUGUCAUUUUAUGAAACUUAUUCCGUUAUGCGUGUGACACACUCUGAUCACAGAUUUACUGUGAUUACAUAGAGAAAGAGUUGCUGAGUCGUUUGACCUCUUUUGAUCUUGCAGUUUUUUGGUACCAGUAAAGAUUUUUAUACUGGGUAACCUUUAGCAAGUUUUAAAUCAAGAACAGUAUAAUUAAGACUACUGUUGCUACAAAAACAUAAAUUUCAUAUCGUCUGUUAUGAAUAUGGUAAAUAUUGAUUAAAUAAGAAUAAUUAAUUUAACAGAAGGGAAAAGCUUGAAAAUCUUUUUUAAUAGCCCACUAAUAUAAUGCGCCUUCACCUGAAGGACAAAAACUACGGAUUCAUAAGUAGUAAUUACUAUAGGCCAAAGAUUACUUAAUGUCUUGAAAUAAUUUUAUAGAUAUAUUAUGUUGAGUAGAUAUCACACACACACACACAUAUAUAUAUAUGUAAAUAUAUGUAAACACCAGUCAUAUGCAUUGACUGUCACAGUGCUCUUAUCUUCAGUAUUUAAAAUAGUUUAUUUUAAUUUGAUUUUUUUUAUUGUAUCUGUUAGGCAUGUGGAAAGGAAACUCCUUUGUUUUGCCUUUAAUAAUCAUUUAUAAUGAUUUUUUUCUUUCUUCUUUUUUUUAUAGUCUAUUGAAUUUUAAUUAGUUUUUUUUGUCUGAUGUGUAAACCUGAAUAUUUAUUGACACUGAUAACUAUUAGAAAGUUAUAUUUGGAGGAAUAUUCUUUCUUUUUUUCUUUAUUACUUUCCUUUUCCUGGCCUAUAUAAACAUUAUUAUUAGACCAUUUAAUGACAAUAUGAUGGAACUUUCCUUCCCUUAGAGAUAUCAAACUUAUUUUGAACUUGAUCUUAUCAUCAGAGGUCCAAGACUAAGCUCUUACAGAAGUAGCAACAGAAAGUUUUCAAAGACUAUUCCAUGUUCAAGGAGGAAAGUGGAGUUCAUCAUUGAGCGGAGACUGAGUCCAGCAGGAGAAAUUUGUUCAAGCACACUGUAGCUUCUAUAACAUUCUCCCAAAAGCAGGGACAUUUACCUUGCAUGUCUCAGACUAUUACUCAAAAGCUCUCUUAUAAAAAAAAAAAAAAGUAACCUAGUAUGGCUAGAGAGUAGUACAAGGUAAAUAGUAGAUAAUUAAAACAAUAAUAAGAUAAAACUUAUCUGCAGCAUCAACUAAGAAUAGAUAGAAUGCCACUUGGUCUCUCCCUCCCUCCCACGUGUGUCUUUGGCCCGUGAUCUUGCACUAUGCUAUAAGAACCCUUUAUACUGCUACAGCUCAGAUAAUGAGUAUAGUGUUGCAGUUCCCCUUAUAUUUUGUCAUCAAAGUAGCUUUUAUCUAUUUUAUUUUGAGGUUUUGUUUAUGAUUUGGCAAACUUAAUUUUAAUCUAUUUAUAGAGUUGCAGUUCUUGUUAAUAGUAUGGUUGUAAGAUCUACAGAUAUAAUAAUUAGAAGUUUUUGUUUAGCCUCAGACUGUUACUUUAUAUUCUUUAUUUAUCAUUAUACUUUUAUUACUACUAUUUAGUACAAUUAAUUUUUGAUGAUGCUUUACAUGUUCCAGGUGUACAGUAUAUAGGUUAUUAGAGUUGCUGUUAACAUGUUAAUGAUACUGUAUAAUAAAAAAUAUUAAAAAUGAAUAAACUGUUCACAACAAAAA
Messenger RNA from Penaeus indicus, 8710 nucleotides. RefSeq names its product protein GDAP2 homolog (gene Gdap2). NCBI's taxonomy places the organism in Eukaryota, Metazoa, Arthropoda, Malacostraca, Decapoda, Penaeidae. The record is from RefSeq and is a predicted model, not a curated record. Bases 1 to 1308 code for a protein of 435 amino acids. The transcript is spliced from 8 exons.